CAAUUCUCAAACGUAAAUGAUAAAAUUAUGGAAACAGAUGUUGUUAAUACUGAAACUAAUAUUGAAUCUGUAGGCACACUUAUGGAGGCUGAAGGAGAAAAUAAACAAGUGGAACAGGAAACAGUGUCAAAUAUGGGCAGCUCACAAGAUCAAGACGACACAAGCAUUGGUGGAAUAGCAGACUCAGAGGGUGGACCUGACUAUGAUGCUGAACUUAGCAUUGAGAUCAGUGAUGUAAGAACUGUAAACUUUGAUGAGGAAGUGGAUUUAGAUUCAAGUGAUCCUCUGGCAAUAAUUGAUCUCGAAAACACCGAGGGCCUGUCCAAAGGUGACAGCACCAAGGAAGGUUUCACCAGCCCUAUGACAGGAUCACAGGCUUCACCACGGAAUGGUGGCAAUAUGGGAGAUUGUGAAGGGCAAGUCAGCCCUCUUGGCUCCAUGGUAGGAGACACAUCACAAUCUAUUCCAGACGAAGAGCAAUCUUUAACACAAAGUGGUGGCAAUAUGAAAGGUCAUCAAGCCCAUCCUGAUGGCUCCAGUUCAAUAGUGAAUGGUAGUGAAACAGCCAAGAAUUCAGAAAAGAGAUGUGAAGAGAGGCCCAACUUGAAUGAAUGUUCUGAGGGGGAAUUAGCAGUUUCCAAGAACCAGAAUGACGAUAGCGCCAGGAUUGAAACCCAGACCUCAGAGGGUGACAUCCUGCAUGAUCUGUACCAACAAACCUCCUCUCUACAUGACCCUGAACUAAACACUCUGAAGACAUCUGAUACUGUGGGAGAAUCAGAUAAGGAGUUGUCACCACCAACAACAACUCAAGCAAGUACUCUCCUUUCCAGCAUAGCUGAUACAGUGCAGAAGAUAAAAUCUGAGCCACAGGACCAGGGUUAUGAAGAUGCUUUGACGUCUGCUCAAGUAGUCAAGGUAGGCAACUGUGCUAAGAAACAGGAUAUGACUGAGCGGUUCCGACUGCCAGCGAGUCUUUGUAGGACAGAAGCAAGUAAUGUAUCGCAUACCAUCACAACAACGUCAGCAUCCCUGAUCACCACUCUGCCAUCUCCAAGAGUGCUGCCAUAUAUGGCCAUGAAGACCACUGUUCCUCCUACUCUUCCAAGUCAUGUGAUUGGCCCCACGUCAGUUGCACCUGUGUCACGGGCCAUAACUACAGCUGCUGUAGGGAAGGAAGGGAUUCAGACCAAAACUGUAGCGUUACUAGUUCCUCUGAGAACACAAGGGAAUGAUCAGGGUCCCAUGUUUGUUUCACUUCCCUCUGUCACAAGCAAAGAUGCCAGUUGCACAACUGCGCAAUCAGAGAUGGCAACAUGUGUGAAAGUAAGUGUUGCAUCCCUGGAGCCUCUGGCAUCAGCCAAACGUCAUGUAUCUAACAGUGUGCAAGAUGAUGGAAGUUUUGAAAAGCUUGUGUAUGAUAAAUGCAUGCAGCAUGAACUGAAGUCAAUUGAAUUAGGAAAAGUGUCAGAAUUUAUUCAGCGGAGAAAUACUUUAAAGUGUUAUAAGGCUUCCAAACAUCCUUCUUUCACAGACAAGAAACACCAUGCUUGCCCUGAGUGUGGAGACAGCUACGUACUGAAGAACAGUCUCAACCAUCACAUGACGCGAUGCAGCAUUGUAAUCAAGUACCACUGUGACAAAUGCAAAGGAGAUUUUCAGUUUACCAACAAAUGUCAGCUCUUGACUCACAUGAGACUGCAUGUUGACGCAUCCAGUACAUGUAAGGUUCCCCCGCCGCUGAAAAUAAACUCUGACAACUUAUCUAUUGUCACCCCUUCUGAAAAAGAUCUUCAGAAGGCAACUGAAAAGUUUAAUGUUCCGCCAAAGGACCCUGACAAAGUUAUGGUCCGCUGUUUGGAAUGCAGACAGGUUUUUGCAAAUGAAAAAAUCCUCAAGGUCCAUUUUGGUGCCAAUGAAUUAGUUUGCUCGUUUGCAUUCCAGUGUCCUGUUUGUUCUAAAGUCCUGCCAAGACAGUGUGCCUUGAAUGCCCACAUGAAGAUCCAUUCACGCAUGUCAGAAUAUGUUUGUCCAGAAUGUGGCAAGCCUUUUACAAACAAGAAUGUGUCAUUUGUGAGACAUCUCAAUGAUGAAUGCUACCACCAAAACAGAAUCUUCCUACUUCAGUGCCCAGUGUGCAACAUCCAACUGGAAAGUCACCCCAAGAUGAAAGAACACUGUAUGAAGGAGCAUGUAAAGACAAUUAUCAAGUGCACGUUUUGCAAAGAAGAGUUCAAAACAUGGGUACUGUUAAAGUCUCAUAUUCAGAAUACUCAUGGCUUUGAGCCUUAUCCGCAGGAAUUCACCGGUAGUAGGAUAUGUGGACUGUGCAGGAUCUUGCUCACUUCAACUUGUCUGUUAGAGAGGCACAUGGAUCAUCAUAUGCAGGAACUGAAGAAGAAUGCAAAGUUUGGUUAUCAGUGCAGUGACUGUUCACCUAAGAAGCCUGUUUUUACUACAAAGCAGCUGCUAAUUCAACACAUGCAAGCAGUUCACAGCAAACUGCAGACAGUGUCCUGCAACUGCUGUGAUCUGAUGUUCAACUGUGUCUUUGCACUGGAGAAACACCGGCAGAAGCUACACCCUGUACAGCCACAUUCAGUGGGUCAGUAUGAAAACACCAAGGUCACCUACCAGUGUGGAAAAUGUAAAGUGACAAAUUCAUCAGCAGCUGCUCUAAAGAAACAUGACUGCAAACCACCCAUACCCACGGUUCCCAUCACGGUAGCAAUGUGUGCUAGAUGCAAGUCUAUAAUGGCAAGUGAUUACUCCAAACAUAAGUGCCCACUGGCUGUGAAGAGUCCAGACAAAGCUCAAGAAUCAUCAUUGUUAAAGGGUCCAACCAAACCUUUCCCAGUACAGCUGAUAACAAUAUCAAAACAGUCCCUCAUGCCACUGUCAGGGAACACAAUUCGCUUAAAGAAAAUUAAAGAGUUCAGCUGCAAGCACUGCAAAAAGUGUUUAGAUUCUGCAGGAGAUCUGGCAGUUCAUUUGCAGAGCUGUGAAAGUAAUCUGUAUGUGAAGAGAACAUCCAAGACAACUCUGAAAAGUAAAAGUACUCCUCUCAGUAGCUCCCAGUAUGUGUUUUCUUGCAACUUGUGUCGUGUCAGGUUUGCUUCAAGGGACAGGCUGUUAAUCCACAUCCAGGAUCACAGUCACAAAGGUGAUAAGAUAUGUACAAUCUGCAAUGUUAUGGCCUUCAAAACAGGAACUCAACUGGAAGAUCAUAUUCCAUUAUGUAAGGGUCCUGAUCUUGUAGCUGAUCCAGACACCAAGGUUCAGUGCAGAGUAUGUUCCCAAUACAUACAGAGGGUGUACUUGAAGACUCACAUCCUCACGCACAUAAGCAAGGGAAAAAUGAUGUGUCGCCAUUGUCAGAGGAUGGAAUUUCAAAAUCGAGAAGAGUUCAAAUCUCAUGAAUAUGCAUGUGGGUUUUCCGACUACCCCUUAGAGCACAAUUACUGCUACGUCUGUGCCAGGACAUUUGACUUUAUUGAGCAGCUUGUUUGCCACCUGCAGCAGCAUGUGAAGGAAGGAACACUUGUGUGCUGCAAGUGUCAGAAGUCCGAGUUUACCACGAAGGAAGAGCUUAAGGCUCACCACGAGACAUGUGGACAAGACUACAUGAACAUACUACCCGGUGAGAUGUGCAGCCUUUGCCGAUGUUCUCUGCAUUAUCGACCAACAAGCGAUUUGCACCGCCACAUAACGCAGCAUGUUACAAAAGGAGCUCUAAUUUGCUGCCGAUGUCAGAAGAUGGGAUGGGACAGCUUUGGUGAAGUGAAAUCACAUCAAAUAGGCUGUGGAAUGUUCACAGAGAAUUCUGGCCUGACCCGGAAGGACCAGGACAGGAAGUGUGUGUGCACCAUCUGCAACCGGGACUGCAGUGACAUGAAUGCUCUGAUUGUUCAUCUGAAAAGACAUGUAGCUAAUGGACAGCUUAUUUGUACAAAAUGUCAGAAGAGGGGCUGGAAGAAUGCAUCAACAUUGAUGAACCAUGAGAUAACGUGUGGCGUCACUCUUUCUAAGCCAGUCAAAGCUAGUUAUAAGACAAUGGAUCAUGUGUGCGAACACUGUGGCAAAAUGUUCCGCAAGUUUCACCUCCUGCAAGAACAUGUAAAGAAGGAACAUGUCAGUUUCCCGUGUCAUCUCUGUGGUGUGGCGUACGACACCAAGUCAGCCCUGGUGAGCCAUGUUAGUGUGGUCCAUGAUGGUAAACGGUCUCUUUUUUCUUGUAGUAUAUGUAAACAGAAAAAAAUUGAAAAGAGUUUUGCUAGUCAGCAAGGUUUAGAGAAACACAUGAGGAAAAUGCACAGACAUCAUCGCCGUCGCUCUGAUAGUUCUGACAUGAACAAUGGUGAAAGGCACACAAACUCCUCACAGUCAGAAGCUACCACACCUUCGUCUGAGCCAUCAUCCCCGCCACCUGUCAAACGACUGCGAGUGGAGGGGGACCCGCUCUACACAUGUGCCAAAUGCCCUGUCAUCAUGGAGGAUGCAGCUCACUUCGCCGAACACAUCAAGGAGCACAACUCCGACAACACCAACCAGUGUCCUGACUGUGGCCUCUGUUUCACCAUCCUGGCCACUCUCAAGAAGCAUUUGUUCCUUGUCCACAAGAUCCGGGACUCAAACAAGUACUUGCAGGACAGGGGCAUGAAGACUGAAGAGGAGGAAAUAAUUUCUGACUCAGAGGAACUGUCUCCACCACCAGUAAAGAAAACGAAAUGGUUGAAUGAUUCUGUGGUGAUGAGGAAGUCUGCCAAUCCACUUGAAUGCACUGUUUGUUCAAGAACAUUUGAUACUGACAGGCAGUUGAAGACACACAUGAGAAUACAUGGCAUGGCAUUCCUUUGUUCCAACAAGAGAGCUGGUUCUGUCAAGUCUAGUCCAAGUGAAGAUGCGUUGCCCAGUGUGGAUGUAUCACCAACAAAGUCGUCAGGUAGUUCAUGUUCUGACGCAAAGAUUUCUGAAAGUGCUGGGAGCCAGGAUAUGGAGCAGGAGAGAGAGACAGGCAUACAGACGAUGGCAGCCACUCCACUGACGGAGACCACACAGCAGACGCAGAGCGCAGUCAAGGUCAAACAAGAACCUAUGGAUUACUACUGAUAGGGCAGACCAGUCCUCACCAUCAUCCGUUGGUCUGAUGGUGCUGUGCUAGAUGAUCUUCAGUUGAUGUUUUGUUAUCAUUUAACAUAUCUUUGAUUGUUGUAGAAUCUUGAUUUUAAUUGUCCCUGUGAAAUGGCGAGUGAAUCUGCUUUAUGAUCAAAUAGAAGCUGACAGCUUUCUUUCCGUCUAUAGACAGAAAAGUUCACUGAUGGGAUGUUAAAUAAUUAUGGUAAAAGAAUUUUCUUUGUUUGAUUCCCUUUCGGAUUUGGAAAAUCCAUGCCCCCAUUGUUAUGAAGCCUUAUCACUCACCAAGCAUGAGCAGGUUAUUCUCUAUUUCUUGAGACAGAACUGAUACCAACAUGUUAAUCAAGCAUAUUCAGGGGUGGAAAUAACUUUAAAAUUGCUAUUGUACUCCGGUAGAGUGGCACAUGUAAAAUCACUUGCCCUGAUAAUUUUUCCGCUAUA
Messenger RNA from Haliotis rubra (blacklip abalone), 5574 nucleotides. Its product is annotated as zinc finger protein 532-like. Lineage: Eukaryota; Metazoa; Mollusca; Gastropoda; Lepetellida; Haliotidae. Gene Ontology annotation, biological process: regulation of transcription by RNA polymerase II. The record is from RefSeq and is a predicted model, not a curated record. Gene Ontology annotation, cellular component: chromosome. Gene Ontology annotation, molecular function: chromatin insulator sequence binding.